This is a messenger RNA of Monomorium pharaonis (pharaoh ant), 707 nucleotides long. RefSeq names its product DNA mismatch repair protein Mlh3-like. Lineage: Eukaryota; Metazoa; Arthropoda; Insecta; Hymenoptera; Formicidae. The coding region runs from base 1 to 387 and encodes 128 amino acids. The record is from RefSeq and is a predicted model, not a curated record. The transcript is spliced from 2 exons.
AUGGAGGAUAUUAUCGAACAAUCAACCGUUCAAACAUUAACAUUAAGUAUCGCGUCUUUCGAACGAUGCAUCUCAGAACUGAUAGCGAAUUCUUUAAACGCGCACGCAGCGGCAAUCGCGGUAAGAAUUCAUGCGGGAAAACGUGAAAUUCAGAUUGUCGAUAAUGGCGUCGGGAUACCAAACAACAUGUUGAAACGUAUCGCGGAAUACGACGCAGAAGUUGCGAGCAAUCAGCAGCAAGUAUUGCCCGAAUUGAAAUAUCUGGCGAAUGCUCGUCGUUUGUCCGACCGUCUUACGAUUGCUUCGAGGUAUCAACAUUCUAAGGAGACUUUCAUGAAGGUAUUAAAUGUCAACUUGAAAUUGUCAACAUGUAGUUUGAUUAAAUGAUUAGGCAAUAUGGACAAAAAUAACUAAUGUAAAAAUAUGAGUACGUUUUUGUUACUUUUGGCAUUAAGUAUUCUAUAUCUUCAAACUUUAAAAUCAAAAGUAAAUUAAGGAAUUUUAAAUUAAUGAUCUAAAUUUGAUUCUCUAGCGGUCAGUGUUGUAUUUUUGCAAUGUUUACUUUCUACAUAUAAAUAUAAAAAUCUAUUAAUAAAUUUGGAAUAUUUGCACUCUACUUAAUACUUAACUUAUACUUAAAAAUUGAAAAUGGAAAUGUACAUUGCACUAAUCACAGAAAUACUGUCAAAAAGAUUAGACAGAAAAAA